Messenger RNA from Leptopilina boulardi, 2461 nucleotides. RefSeq lists its product as uncharacterized. The coding region runs from base 179 to 2242 and encodes 687 amino acids. The transcript has 2 exons. Lineage: Eukaryota; Metazoa; Arthropoda; Insecta; Hymenoptera; Figitidae. The record is from RefSeq and is a predicted model, not a curated record.
UUCACGGUCCAGAAAUAAUGUUCAUCUGAUCGAAAUUUGAGGUAUAUAAGCACCUUAAAAUGCAAUAUAUUUUUCUAAACUCCUGCACUCUUUUGCAUUUUUAUUCUAUGAAGUGUUUCAUCUUUUUAGUAAUUUAAAAAAGUUUUACAAAUCUAUAUUAUUCAAAUAAAUAAGAAAUAUGAAAUUCUCAAAGGAAGGAAGAUUUUUUCCAAACGAAUGUUACGUCUGUAAAUCGACGAAAAACCUAAUUAGAUGUAAAUGCAAUAUGAUUUCGUAUUGUGGAGAAAAUCAUCGAUUGCAACAUUAUUCGAUUCACGAAAAUUUUUGCAAUGCGGUAAUGGAAUUAUUAAAUGAAAAAAAAGUGUCGCAUAUUUAUGAAGAGCUUUAUCCUUUACUUGGAAAAGAUUGGAAGGAUAAACGACAACAAAUCUAUAAAGAACUAAAAACAAAAUUAACGAGAUCACUGAGUCCUCUGGAAGAGUCAAUGUUUGAUCGUCCGCGAGUUUGUUAUGUUUGCUUUCAAACUAAUCAAGAGAGGUUAAAAAAUUGUUUAGAAUGCUCCAUUGCGAGCUUUUGUACAGAUUGCCUAUAUCAUGAAGAACAUGAUAAGAAUUGUAAACUAAUGCAAAAAUAUUUAAACAUGUUGCAAACGGCAGAUGUAUUGAAUGUUAAUUUACAAUUUUUACCUACAUGUUUUCCGUUUAUUAGAAAAAAUGCGAGUAUUACAAUUGAUAGACUUACGCAUACAAUGCUAUUAGAAUUUAAUGAUUCAAAGGCAUCUGCUUCACGAAGUAUCAAGUUAAAAAUUAUACUGCUUAAUUUUAUUGACGCUGCUUCAAUAUUUCAUACUGCAUUACAAAAAAUCCAAAAUAUUGAUUCUUCGGAAAUAAUUAUUCACUUAGACGCGCUCGAUUAUAAACAUGUGAUUGUAGAAAAAAAUUAUUGGGAAUUUCUUUUACAUUUAAAUUCAGAUAUAAAUAUUUUAAAAAUUGUCAUCACUGGAUGUAAAUAUCGCUCCAAAUUUAAAAAUUCUCUUUGUAAAGAAUGUUAUUCUAUGAAGAAAAAUUUGUCUAUCGAAAGAUAUUCAAUGUCUUAUGAAGAGUACAUUUUGCAAGAAAAUUACCAAAAACCCACUGCUCUGUUUUAUUGCAAAGUUGAAAAUGAUGAAAAUUUUCAAAGAACAAAAGAAUGGAUUAAAGUUGCAAGUCCUAUUGUUUUACCAAAUCUUUCAAAGGAAUAUUUUUAUAAAUACAAAAGUAUUCUCGAAUUUUCAUCUGCAAAGUUUGAAAUUAUUUAUGAAGGAAAAAUUAACACGCCAUUCAGUGAUAAAUCUACACACGAAAAUGACGACUAUAUUCUAAUUUUCAAAUUAAAAGGAACUAAAGAUUUUAUUAAAUCACAAGUUGAUAAUUCCAGCACAAGUGGAAAUAAUGAAAUAAAAAUUAGUGAUAAUGCGACUGAUUCCAAUGCCAAAACAGUUCGAAAUGAAUUGCUUCAAGAGAACAAAACUCAAGAUAAUAUUAAAUUUCAAGAAAUUAAAGACAAAAAUAUAAAUUUGAGUUUGUUUGAUUUUAUUCUGGACAUAAGUCCAGUAGAAAAUCAAACAAACUCGUUAUCUCAUCAGAAUAAUUUUGAUAGUAAUCGAGAAACAAAGGAUGUUAAAUCCCUUUCAGCAUCUUCAUCUGUAUCGCCAUUUACCAUUAUUUCAGAAACAAAAACUCAAAAAACAAAAACAUUUUUGAACAAAGACUCUAAACUAGAUGAAAAGAAAUCCCUUUUGGAAACUCAUGUCAAUAAUUCAAAAAGUAAAGAAGAUGAUAAUAAAAAAAUCGCUGACGAAAAAGUUAUUAAUAAACAAAAUAUCGACGGUGAAACUCAAAAAUCAGAGAAGGAGAGUCAAUUAAUGGAAGUGAAUUUUUUAGAGAAACACAUUUCAUUUCUUCAAACUGAAAAUAAUAAUUUACGACAAUAUUUAAAUUUAUCAAAAGAAGAGAACACAAAAUUACGAAAGGAAAUGUUAGAACUUGAGGAAAGAUGUUCUAAUAAUACAAAUGAAAAUGUGAUAAUUCGAGAUGAAAAUGUGAGAGUACGUGAACACUUAAAUUUAUCAAUUGAACAAAUCACAUUAUUGAAGAAAAAAAAUUUAGAGCUUGAAGAAAUUUGUAUUAAAUUAAUUGAGAAUAACAAAUUAAUAAAAGAAACUACAAACAUCAUUGAUGAACUUGAGAAAAAAAUUUCUUAAAUUCAGUUGAAAAAAAAAACUUAUUCAUUAUUACAGUAUUAUUAUUACGUUACUACACAUGUAAAAAAAAAAUUAUAUUUUCGCAUUUUUAAUUUGUAAUAAUCUUUUAAUAUUUUUUCUUUUUUUCCUUAAAUGUUACAUUAAGUUAUUUGCAUUGUCUUUAUAUUAUUAAUGUAAUGAAAAAUUUUCGAAUAAAUUUUAAUUUUUAUAAUUACAUUA